Priapulus caudatus is the source of this 1377-nucleotide messenger RNA. Its product is annotated as sphingomyelinase C 2-like. Lineage: Eukaryota; Metazoa; Priapulida; Priapulimorpha; Priapulimorphida; Priapulidae. The record is from RefSeq and is a predicted model, not a curated record. Gene Ontology annotation, cellular component: extracellular region. The transcript has 3 exons. Gene Ontology annotation, molecular function: sphingomyelin phosphodiesterase activity. Bases 1 to 1329 code for a protein of 442 amino acids.
AUGGCACACGUAUUAGGCAAGCGUGCUACCACCGUGCCACAGCGGCAGCGGGCAACGGCGCGUACUACAUUGGUUAAUGGUAGAGAUUUCCCAGCGUGCACCACGAAGCCCGAACACUGCGAGCUGUUCGGCCUGACGUACGAGCGCAGCGCCCCUGACGGCGGCGACGACGGCGACGAGCCGUGCAGCAGCGGCGACAAGGUGCUAUGUAGCAGCCUCGCACCGACCACCGCCCAGGUAGACACUCCGGCACACACGCUCAACGUGCUCACCUACAAUAUACAGGAGCGAUUCUGGUUCAUCUCGCACGACGGACAGCGCGAGAGGUCGUGCCGCAUCCCCGCCGUGCUGCGACGCGCCUUCCCAGACGUCGACGUCAUCGGUUUCCAGGAAGUCUUCAUGGGCGGCUGCUUCCCGUUCCGUCUCUCGCUGCGCGAUCUACUGGCGCAACACGGCUUCCCAUACACCACCCGCACCGUCGGCGCAAUAUGGCCGCCGCCGUCGCUCGCAGACGCCGACCCCGACGCCUCCAAGGUCGAGCCUAAUGUCGACUCCAAUGUCGACCACAAGCCUUCCUUCUCUUCGUCUUCAUUAACGCACGACCACGACGCCUCCAAGGUCGAUUCCAAGGCCUCCAAGGUCGACCGCAAGGUCGGUCUCCAGAUCACUAACGGAGGGAUCUUCAUCGCCUCGCGCUGGCCGAUCGUGCGCGAGGCCCAGCACGUCUACGAGAACGCAGACGCCUUGUCGUGGGACGCGUUCGCCAAGAAGGGCGUCGCCUACGCCGCCGUCAACAAGACGGACGCCAGUGGCGCCACCAAGCUGUACCACGUCUUCAGCACGCACCAGCAGACGGGCGUCGUCUGGGAGACGAAGGUCGGGCAGGCACGCGAGCUGCGGGAGAUGGCGCGUCGGCUCGGUGUCCCCUCGGACGAACCGGUCGUCUACGUCGGCGACUACAACGUCGAUCUCUACACGGAGCCGACGCUGCUUGCCGACGUCCUGUCGGCGAUGUCGGCACAGCUUCCGGCCGUCGUCGGCCCGCGCGCGUGCACGGUGUCGUCGGAGAACGACUUCUACCCGGAGCCGAAAUGCGACUGGGUGGACUACACGACGUACAGCCGCGACCACCAGCGCCCCCUGCACGCGACAAUGGAGUCCGUGCGCCCUCUGGCGGACGAGCCGUUUCCGGUGUGCUACGACAGGGGGAAGAUCUUCCGGCUGGGGUACAUGUGGCCGGACGACGAUCGUUGUCGGAACAGAAACGUGCCCCUGACGGACCUCGCCGAUCAUUUUCCUCUCCUCGGUAGAUUCGUGUUCCCCAAAUGAGUAGCUUGGAAAGUGGAGUGAUGCUGAUGUUGAUGUUGAUGUUGAUGU